Messenger RNA from Parasteatoda tepidariorum (common house spider), 1333 nucleotides. RefSeq names its product sulfotransferase 1C4. Lineage: Eukaryota; Metazoa; Arthropoda; Arachnida; Araneae; Theridiidae. Gene Ontology annotation, molecular function: sulfotransferase activity. The record is from RefSeq and is a predicted model, not a curated record.
UAUCAUAAAGCUGCUUAUCAUCUUUCUUAAAAUUUGCAAACAAACAUAAACAUGUUUAAGAGAAGCUUAUUUAUCUGCCUUUUUGAGUAAAAGCGCUUGGAAACAUCGGCCUCACUUUCUUUUCCUCUCCUCGAGAAUGUCUAUUUGUAGCGACUAGAGCUAUGGCUAAAUUGACGAUUUCUGGAGCAGAAGAUAGCGAGGAAGACGCAGCAGGAACCACUGAAUUAUCUUUUUCACAAAACUCAGAUUGCAAGAAAAAGUUCCGAGCAUUCAGACCACGGGAUGUCCUUCUGAGUUCCUAUCCCAAAUGCGACAGUAAAAUAGUGGAUAUCAUAGUUUGGAAACUCCUGUAUCCUCUUUCUAAUUUGCCACCUCGUAACAACAUGACCAAUCGAUAUCUUAUUCCCAUAGAAAUGCAAGAUGGAGUUUUUCCCAAAAAUUCUCCUAGAAUACUUAAAACUUACCUACCGUUUCAUCAGCUGCCGUUUCACAAAAGAUCCAAAUACAUCUAUGUUCUGCGAUCGCCUUGGAAGGCCUGUAUUUCUUAUUACAAGUUUUUAAAACUGACUCAAGCGAUUUCUGAAUCUUUUGAAGAAUUCUUUCAAUUGUUUUUGGAAGGAGAGUUAGGCUAUGGCUGCUAUUUUAAACACAUUUCCCCGUGGAUCAAACGAUUGGAAGAAAGCAACGUGCUGGUACUUCGCCACGAGCAUGUUAAAAGUAAUCCACGCAGUGCUGUUUUCAUGAUUGCUGCAUUCUUGGGAGAGUGCCAUUUAAACCGAAUACUACAAUCGGAAGAUAUUUUGGAUGGCAUUUGCGCAGAAAAGCUCCGAUUACCACCAACCCGCAGACAUGUUUCCGUAGAAGAAAUGCCGCCAUGUAAGCUGCAGUGUUCCGAAAAACAAAUCCAGGAUUUAGUCAAAAAAAUAUCAGAAGAAACUGAAGGAACCUGUGUACAAUAUUUAUGGUUGAGCAUUUUGAAAAAUAGAGUUAUUAACAGGCGUACGAUUUAAAACUCUUGUUGUAACGACUCCAAAUCCAGAUAUUAAAUAUAUAUCUAUACAUUAUCUUAUAUUUUAAUCAUAUUUAAGGUGCAAGUUGAAAUAAGUAUCAUUGUUCUGUUAUGUUUUUUUAUAGAUAAUCUCGCAUAUCUUAUUAAACGUAGUAAAAAUUAUUUUAAUUUAAUAAAAACAAUUCAAUUAUUUAUAACUAAAACAAAUUUUUUUGAUCGAUUACAAAAAUUUAUAGUGUAUUUCAAUAUUUCAAAAUAGUUUUUUUUUUUUAUCUUAACACCAAUGUUCAGUUCGAAUGAAAUAAAACCAUUUUCUGCAAAUAA